GGGCGAGCAGAAUCAUUUCCGUUUCCGGUGGGCAAAGGACAAGCGGAAUGUAAACACGGGACCCGGGGAGUGGUUAUCAGGUAACUGGGUUACCCGGUCCGUGGUGGAAGCCGGAGGAAGAGAAGAGAACGAGGCGAGUGGGUCUGUGGUCACGGGAGAAAGGAGCUUCAGAAGUGGGAGUUGAUCUCCACCUGGACGUGGCAGACCCGGGACACUAAGAAUGGCUUCCUUUGGAUGGAAGAGGAAAAUUGGCGAGAAGGUCUCCAAGGCCACUUCCCAGCAGUUUGAAGCUGAAGCUGCUGAUGAGAAGGAUGUAGCUGAGAAUGAUGAAGGAACCUGGCUACAUGCUAUUAAACGUAGGAAAGAAAUUCUCCUUGAAGGCUGUGCUGAGAAAAGUAAACAACUGAAGGAUGAAGGAGCCAAUUUGGCUGAAAAUAAAAGAUACCGAGAGGCGAUUCAGAAAUGGGAUGAAGCGCUCCAGUUCACCCCGAAUGAUGCCGCCCUGUACGAGAUGAAGUCACAGGUCCUGAUGUCUCUUCACGAAAUGUUCCCAGCAGUCCAUGCAGCAGAAAUGGCUGUCCAGAGAAAUCCACACUCAUGGGAGUCUUGGCAGACUUUGGGACGAGCUCAGCUUGGCUUAGGAGAGAUAGUCUUGGCAAUUCGGAGUUUUCAAGUAGCCCUUCACAUCUACCCAAUGAACCCUGAAAUAUGGAAAGAAGACCUUUCUUGGGCAAGAACGCUCCAGGAGCAGCAGAAGGUAGCACAGAGGAUUAAAAAAAGUGAAGCACCAGCGGAAGUAACCCAUUUCUCACCAAAGUCAAUUCCUGACUAUGACUUUGAAAGUGAUGAGAUUGUUGCUGUUUGUGCAGCUAUUGCUGAAAAACAGAAGACCAUCUCAGCAAAUAAAACAAUGGUGAUUGUGUCGGCCUCUGGGACUGUGGAGACGGUAACUGAGAAGGAAGAUGGUGCUGCCCCACCAGAUGGCUCUGUUUUUAUCAAAGCCCGAUGAAGCAUAGCAGGAAUUCUUUGAAUCUGUCUUUUUGAUUGCCACUUAAAGUUGUGAGCAUAGGGACAUUUACUCUGGAGAAAUAGGGGAAAACUCCUGUUUGUAAAAUAAGUUUUUCAGAUGAAGCGUAUAAAAAUAAAUGGUAGAAGUAUUGUAUAGUGUUUGGACUAUGCAUUGAUAAGUUAUGAUUUAAACUUCUUAAGAUUAGAAUUCUGAGUCUAGUGGUUUUUGAUUAAUAAACUUAAUUUAAUCCAAAUAUAUAAGUGAGUACAUUUUAAAGACACAACUUGCAAGUGGAUUCUCGAACAGUGAAUAACUUGAUGGCCAGUGUUAUAUUAAAAUGUUGACUUGUUGACUUUUGUUUUAUGAUAAAGGAAGUGGGUGAUUUCUUUUCCUUUUAGAAAUAUACUGCUGUCACUAUUCACUCUUCUAUUUUUCUUGUUUCAUUAGAGUAAGUUUGUCACAAAGCUUGAAUAUUUUUGAAAGUCAUUUUGAUUCAAAGUUGUCAUUUGGUUACAAGUGGAAUCUUUGAAAGUUCGGCUGAAAAUGCAUGCAAAUGUGUACAUUCUGAACAUUUUCUGAAGUUUCUCCUAAUUCUGAUUUGUGCUUACAUUUUGACUUUAAAAUUAUUAUAACAAUGGUACUUGCCUCCUUCACUAUUUGUUAGAUGUAUAAAGAACUGGUAAACGUUAGAAUGAUGGUUUUAUUUUUUUAAUUGUUAAAGUAGGUAGAAUAGUUCUUACCGCACGCAAGUCGUUUUUAAGAUGUGCGUCUUUGAAAUGAAUGGCUCCUAUAGAUACAUCGUAACAAAUUGUACUGCUGUCUUGUCCCAGUCAAAAGCAGUAUUUUCUUCUUAUUAUUUUUAAAAGCUUAAAAACCUUGAAGAUAACUUAGCUCUUGCUUAUAACUUUCCAGCUGAUAGUUUGGAAUUCCUUUUCUAGAUAACUUUUUUGGAACUACUCAGUGAAAUGAGAAAUAAUCACAGUUUUGAAUAGCUAAAUUGUAUCUUUCUAAAGAUAAAAAGCAGGGUUGUUAUUAUUAAAGUGCCACUGAGUGAAUAACUUAGGCACAGCACACGUGGAAACCGAAAUGUGACUUAUGGUACAGGCCCAUGAGUAGAGAAGGAUAUGAUAUGUUGAAGGAAUAUUUCAUUGAAAGGCCACAAUCACAUCCCCAAAUCAAUACUGUCAUUGCUAAUGUGAAUUAUAAUUUUUAUCCUACAUAUAUUGUAGUACAAUUAUAUAAACUGCUGGACGCUGAUACUUCUGACACUCAGGAAGCUAUUAUUGGUGUAAAAUUAAUUUUAUCCUUGUUAGAGAUGAAAGUAAGUUACUUUAUUUUAAGGAAUCUUACCUUACUCUCUUGGAGGAUGUGAGUAACGGUCUACAUUUUUCUGAGAUGAUUUUUAAAAUUUUUAUUUUAGUGGAAUGCUUCUCUCUUUUUUUCAGAGUUGGAGAAGUCAGCGCUUGCCUUGAAAAGUAUAUUUUCCCCCAAAGUUGUAUCAGAAAGUUAGCUCUGGUCAGAGAGGUUAGUUUUAGAAUGAUCCAGAAAACCAAAUAUUAAUUAUAUUUUAUUUUGUAUAAUAAGGAAUAUCCUCAAAGGGUAGAUAGUUGGGUAUCUAGAGAAGUGAGCACUUACCAUUUGGUAUGUUGUUUUGAGUAAUAGGUGUUUGUUUAUUGUGUAAUUUGUGAAUAAAUAUUUUUUCUGAAUUUUAAAGAUUUGCCUGUUGUGUUGUUAGCUUUUUAAAAAUUAGAUUUAUUUAUUUAAUUUCUUUCUUAUGUGACAAUAAAAUAUGUAAAGCACCUUGCAUGGUGUCUCGCAUAUGAAGUACUUGGUAAAUGCUAGCUUUUUCUUUGAAGAACUUGGAUUAGUUUGGAAAUGUUUAACCUCAGUUUCUUCUGAUUUUAAGAAAGCAAGACAACUUCUUUGUAAUCUUUUCCUUAUCUGAAAGUGAGACAUCACUCCUCAUAUUACAGGACAGAUGGUUAUCAGUUGGAGGUUCUUCUUGUUGUAAGCUCUGUGCCUUAGCCCCAAAAGAGGCAGGAGCCAGAGUGGCGCGCACGUAGCCCUAGCUUCUGUUGAAGAACCUAGGGUUUCCCACAUUGGCAUUGCUAGGCCAGGUUAGUCACUUCCUUGCUCAGAUAGAAGAAAUAAGAGGUUUUAGACAUAAGUUGGAGGAGAGAAAGAAGUAGUCAGUCAUGGAGAAGAAUGGCAGUUCAUUUCUCCAGGCCCCUAAAAAUGCUUGGCUAACACUCUGGUACGCACAAGGAGAAAAAUACAUGCAUUAUUUUAUAAGGAUGUGAAUACUGAUAUAAAGACAUUUACUAAGUUUGUUACAUAGAAUAACACAUCCUUUUGAAUCUGAAAGAAAAAUAAUUGAUGUUCAUGGUAGUGACAUAAUUAAAGAUGUUUAAUACACUUUCUGAAAACACUAACACUAAAAUUAUACUGAAUAUAAUUUGCAUUAUUCUUACUUGAAAAUUGUAUGGCAGAGACACUCAUUAGAUAAAACACUACACAUCCAGACCAUGCCUGAUAAUUUGAGAAUCAUAUAUUAUUUUCUAGACAACUUAGGUUAUAGAGUAUUUAUCUUAAAUGUGCUAAUAAAUGCUAUGUAAACAUUGAAAAGUUUAGAUCGCAGGACCUAGAUCUACAAUUGGGGCCUAUGUACAAAAUUUUAUGGUGGUAGUCUAAAUAUAAGAAGCUUUUAAAUUGAUGUUAUAUGGCAAAACUAUAAUGAGGACAUAAUAAAAAAAACUGUCUCAGAAAGCUAGAGUUUCCAUAACUGACCAGUAUAGCCUUUUCAGUUUGAAAAUUAUGCUUUAUGUAAUAUCAAAAGCUUGUUUCACUGCCUUUCCCAGCAGUAGGAAAAUUGUCAAUAAUUUCUUUAAUUUCAGGCUUCCUGGUUCAGAAGCCCUUCUAAAUCGACUGUGGACGUUGAUUUCGGGACAUACAUGUGAUCUAAAUGAGUUAUGAGUUGACACAAGAACCAUAGUUUCAUAAUUAUCUUCAAAUAAUGGAUAUACUAAAUGUGGUUUUUAUUUUCCUGAGAGAGGAUUAUUAAACUGAUGGUGUAUUUUGUAACUGCUGGCAUUUUAGGAUUGAGAAAGUAAUUUUUUUUAACCAAUAAGAAAAUACAGAAAUUUGUAAAUGACUAAUCAUUGCCAAAGUAGAUUAAAAUGAAAUAUAUCCCUUUAGUCACUUGCAAUUAAACAUGCCCACUUGAACGGAAGAGAAGGGGUGGCCCUAUCGCUGGUGUACCGUGAAUUGUGCCUUAAUGUGUGUUAUGUGUGAACUUCACCAGCUGUGUGUGCCAAGCUGGAAGAAAGGUUGAGAAAUGCUGAUCUCCCCUUCAUUGGGAUGGCAGAGGGUGGGAUGGCUUCCUUUCACAGUGCUGCUUUGGAUACCAUUAAGCAAGGAAUCCUGAUCUCUCCCUUCCCUCCUCCCUCCCACCUCCCCAGGAAAGGGAGCUUAAGAUAAAGAACUGGACAUACAAGCCCCUUUCUCCGCUUUUUUGGAUGUUCCUGCAGAGAUCCUAUGUUGUAGUCUCUUGGCAGACCUGUUGUGAGUUUUGCAGUGAAGGCUCUCUGCCUCUGCGAGGGGAGAGCUGUGCUUGUGCAGGAUUGCCUGUGCCUUGGGGAGCACGUCUGUCUAAUUCUGGCUUUGAUAUCAGGUGGCCAUUGUUGCCACAAACCUAAAUUUUAUGCUCUACCCUAGACUUUCUCAGCAAUAAAUCUGACAUAUUGAAUCUCCAUCUGCCUGAUUCUUUUUGUUUCUCAAGUAGCUCAGAGGUCAGGAGGGGACAAGGGGUAUUAUUUUAUGACUCCCUCAAACCCCGACAAAGAUUAGUGCAGAUUAUAUUUCAAAGUACGCAUGACACAAAAACUGAAUUGGAGAAUUUUUUCUAAUUUUACAUUUUCUUAAAUCACUGAAAUUCUAUUGAAAAUGGAUAAUGUUAAUUACAAGGCAACAUGUAAAUAUUUGUUCAGGAUAUUUGAAAAGUCGACUGGCUUGACAUUGUGAUAGACCACAAUGUUGACUCUAGAUUUAAUUUGAAGGAAGGAAUGUGAAAUGAAUCAUGAUAGCCUCUGCCCACUCUGUCAACUUUUUUAAGAGUGUAAUUUACAUAUAGUAAAAUGUGCCCAUUUUAAGUUUACAGUUUGAGGAGUUUUGACAAAUGUGAACCCUCACGCAGUCACCGUUACCAUCAAGGUGAGGGAUAUUUCCAUCACCCAAAAAGUUCUCCAAUGCUCAUUUGCAGUCAGUUCCCUUCCACCCCAACACCAAGCAAGUUUCAACUACUGAUCUGCUUUCUGCGACUGCAAAGUAGAUUUGACUUUUUUAGAAUUUCAGAUAAAUAGAUCAUACAAUAUGUACUCUGUGUCUGACAUUUUUUGCUCAGCAUAAUACUUUUGAAACCUAUCCGUGUUGAGAUUCAUCCAUGUUAUUGUGUAUGUCAGUAAUGUGUUCCUUUUUAUUGCUGAGUAUUAUUCUGUUGUGUGGAUAACCCACAAUUUGUAGCUAUUCAUAUCUGUGGAUGGACGUCUAGGUUGUUGAACAUCUGAAUUUUGAUCUAUCACGAAUAAAGCUGCUAUGUAUAUACAUCA
Equus caballus (horse) is the source of this 5613-nucleotide messenger RNA. It is a transcript of the gene TTC33, whose product is annotated as tetratricopeptide repeat domain 33. NCBI's taxonomy places the organism in Eukaryota, Metazoa, Chordata, Mammalia, Perissodactyla, Equidae. Gene Ontology annotation, molecular function: protein binding. The record is from RefSeq and is a predicted model, not a curated record.